Messenger RNA from Dujonia railenensis, 3915 nucleotides. Lineage: Eukaryota; Fungi; Ascomycota; Pichiomycetes; Serinales; Debaryomycetaceae. The record is from the annotation of a GenBank genome assembly.
AUGAUGAAGUCGAGGAAACAGAGCCCAAUUGUCAAGAAACGUGAUAGUGCACAGAGUUCAAUUCCCUUAGUUGCACUGAGCCUGUCGACUUCUGUACCUUCAUCUGUCUCUACACCGCUGCAUGGCCAACCUACUACUGCUCGUGGGCAAACCCCCGCGGUUUCUUCGGCUAUGCAAUUAAAACUUAUAUCUGUAGACUUUAAGGAAGCUGCGUUAGACUCUCCAAGUUUUAGGGCAACCAUCAACCACCUCGAUGCUCAGGUUGACAAUAUUGAAAAAUGGUUGCUUGCAUUGAUUAGUACAAUAAGAAAGUUCCCAAACUAUGUGAAAGAAUUGAAGGUGUUUUCAGAUUCAUUCUUGGAACAUCUCCUACCAACUUUCUUACAGGAUGGGUUGAUAGAACAGGAGUAUACUGUUUUAGCCUUGCAAACAGUUUCAAAGGGAAUGCAUAAGCUAUGGGACGCUGCUCUAACAGCUUUGACUUUAGACAGCGGUAUCUUAGACGGUUUAAAGAGCGUCGUAGAGAUAGACAUAAAAGCUUACAAACGACUUCGUAAGAAGUUUGAAGUGAUACAAUCAAAAUAUGAUAGAUAUUUGGCUAUUUAUCAGUCUACGCCGAAAAAUAAAGACCCAAGCAUUGUAAUGGAAGAUGCGUAUCAACUAUUCGAAGUUAGAAAAGAGUACAUCCAUGUUAGUAUAGAGCUCAGCAUUGAGUUAACUACAUUAGGUCACACUCUCGAUAAAGUAUUUGUGAGAUUAACUUCGGAUAUAUGGGGUAAAAAUCUGAAUGUAUUCGAAAAGUUUAAUACUUUUGCAUCGUUUUAUCUGGAACUGACAACGCAAGUACGUAGAAUCCAGAAUUGGUGUGACUCAAAUGAUGUAGCACUAGAUAAAUUACUGUCGGAUAUGGCAACUGCUAGAAUCCAAGUAGAAAAUAGUACCAACUUACAACAUCAACCCUCAACAAAUAUAAAUGACUACAGAACCGCACUAAUUAACAAUACAAACAUUCAAGAAAUAGAUGAACCAUCUACUGAGAAGCAUGGAUAUUUGUUUAUGAAAAGUUGGAGAAAUGUGAAGUCUCGGAAAUCUAAUGGUGCAAAUGAGGGUGACGGCGGAGCAGCUUACGAAGACAAUAACAAUAACCCCAAUUUAUCAAUUAAUAGCGUUGGUAACAAUGGAGGAAAUGGAGGCAGCAACGUGAAUACAAAUGGCAACCACAAAGAAACUGUAGAAAAACGUCAAAUUUGGGUUAAGCGUUGGGCAUUUGUGAAAGGUGGAGUCUUUGGUUUACUCAACUUAAGUCCCUCUAAUACAUUUGUUCAGGAAUCAGACAAAAUCGGUUUGCUUAUAUGUAAUGUGAAGUAUGCGCCUUAUGAGGAUAGAAGAAAUUGUUUUGAAGUCAAGACGAUUGAUUCAACUUUUAUUUUUCAAUGUGAAACUAUAUUCGAAUUGAAGUCUUGGUUAAAGGUUUUCCAAAAUGAGAAAAGUAGAAUCUUGGAAGAAAGUGAUAACUCUAACUUGUUCAACAUUGCAUCAGGUAGAUACCCUCCCAUCUUAAAAGAACUAUCCUGUACUAUAAACACCGUGUCCGAUAGGAUGAUUACAAGUAGUAGGAUAGUUAAUGGUGCUGGCCAAGUAAUUGCUCCAUCUAAACUUUCCACUCACAUAGAAGCGAAUGAAAAAGAUUUCAAAAAGCACGUCUACUACCAAUUGUUACACAUCAGACCUCCAUUUUCUACUGAUUCUACAAAGUCUGCUAUAUUGGCUCAUAGCUUAGUGGAAGCAACUAAUAUACCAACUGCUAUAACUGCAAAUAUAUGUGGUUCGAUUAACUGGGGAUUGUAUUACCUCCAUGAUUAUUCAUCUUUUUUGAAAUUGCGUUCCCCGGAAACUUCUUAUGAAGUCGCCACAGAAAGCUCAACCCCUUCUGAGUUAGCAUAUGAAUCAGAUGACAUUCAAGGUUAUCCAACUAAUUAUCAGCAUUCCAUGUAUCCGAAUGAUAUGCAAAUGAGAGCUUUGUUUGAGACAGGGGUGGGGCGUGAAGAAUAUUGUCUAUUAAGUUUCAGAGUUAUGUGGUCUCCGAAUUCAAGGCAAGAAUUAGGUGGACGAUGCUUUGUCACGGCUGAUCACGUUUAUCUGUAUAUGAAUGCCUUGGGUUUCAUUGCAUAUUACAAAGGAAGAAUUGACCAACUAGUUUCCAUUGAAUACUCUAAACAGCCCGACUACGAUUUAUUACGACUUUACAACUUGAAUGGGGUAGUUAAAAUGAAACUCUUUUUAGGUGACGCUGCUUUGAUAUGCAAGAAAUUAGAUUACUUAAUAAAGAACAAGGUUAGCGAGAAGCCUGAUUCAAUUGAACAGAUAAUGCAGAAAAUGCAAACUUUCGAUAAUGAGAGUGCUAAUGAAAAUACACAAACUCAGCUGGCUAACCUGAAUAUUAAUAGGAAUUUACCUUUAUUGAGUGGGCCUCAAGAGCCAUUUCCUUCAGUAAAUACCCAAAAUUCAUUACUGGAGGCUGAUAUGGCCACGACAUCAUUCAACAAUAUACCUGCAAAUCAGGUUCAGAGUAAAGCUUACAGAAUUGAUUUCACGGACGAGUCCACACUAUUGGCUACCUCUUCUUAUAAUAUUCCGCCUAGGGCUAUUUUUCAUGCUUUACUAGGAGAUAAUUCUGCCAUUUUCAAUCAGAUGUAUUCUUACACGAAAUUAAAGAAAGUUAUAAGGAAACCCUGGAACACCGACCCUACUACAGGCAAAUUGUUCCGUAAAAUUAACACAAUGGCUAUAUUUGAAACUUCUCAACAUGAAGUCCAAAUUGAACAGAGAAUCGAUAAUAUGGAAGACGACAAUUAUUUCAACUUCACUCAUUCAAAAGCAAAGUUCAAAUUCCCAUUUACAGGCGCCUUCAAAAUAGCAUACAGAAUAGUAAUUUAUGCUGAAGGAAGGGAUAAAUCUAGAGUGUUGGUAUACGGCACCCCAGUAUUCGAGAAAGAGCUGGUUCUUAUUUCAACUUUCAUCAAGAAAAAUGGCGUAAGAGUAUGUAAGCAAGAGGCACAAUCGUUGCUCGCAUCACUUAAGGAGGCUGAAAAGACAAUUGGAACUCAUGGAAUGACAGUAAAGGCAAUAUACAUAUUCGGAAAGCUCUCCAAAGCGAUAUAUAAAGACGAUACUCCUGAUGUUCCAGCCACGAAAUUUGGAUUCCUCACAAUUUUAUACUUGUUGAUAUACAGAGUGGCAGUCUACUCUUUAGGAUAUACUUCUCAAUUCUUUCAUAUCUUAGCUAACGGAAUCAUAUCGUUAAUUAGAGCUAUCAGAAUGAAUCAAUUGAUCCUCUUAUUUCUUACAAUCUCCUCGUUGUUCAAUGUAUUCCUAGUUGGCAGAAGUACGAUUUCAUUUUGGACUGCUCGAAAGGUUUCUCAAAUGGCAGAUUCAUAUCUUUCUUCGGAUACUUGGACGAUUCAAAGAGCUGUAUAUGUUAAGGACACAGAAGAUAUGUUGAAAAGAAGUAUUAGCGUAUCACACGCAAAUGAAUCUGAACCCUCUCGUGUUUAUGAUUCUUUCAGAAAAAUAUCUUUCUGUCUAAAUCAUGGUAGAAUGUCUUCUUGGGAUUCUGAGUAUGGCGAUAGUCAGACAAGAGAAACUGCCAAAAAUUUGAAAAGAUCCAUUCAGGAAAUAGCAGUAAAAAGAAAUGAACUACUUGUUCACUUGAACAUGUUGAAUCAAAUGGAAGAGGAAAUCGCUAAAGGAGAAUGGCAAAAUUGGCUUUUAAAUGAAAUUCAUAGGUGUGAAUUUAUACAGAAUGAGAUACUAAGUAUGACAAGCAACUUAGAAGAAUUGGAAAGUGGAACUGAAAGCAUUAUUGAUUAUUGUAAUUCAUGUUCCAUUGAAUUAAAACACUUAGAACUUAUUUAG